Messenger RNA from Micropterus salmoides (largemouth bass), 5377 nucleotides. RefSeq names its product matrix metallopeptidase 16b (membrane-inserted) (gene mmp16b). The transcript has 11 exons. Gene Ontology annotation, molecular function: metalloendopeptidase activity; zinc ion binding. Gene Ontology annotation, biological process: skeletal system development; proteolysis; collagen catabolic process. Gene Ontology annotation, cellular component: extracellular matrix. NCBI's taxonomy places the organism in Eukaryota, Metazoa, Chordata, Actinopteri, Centrarchiformes, Centrarchidae. The record is from RefSeq and is a predicted model, not a curated record. Bases 1 to 1863 code for a protein of 620 amino acids.
AUGACCUUAGUAUCCUCCAGUAAAAGAAAACCAUCGGAUUGCUUUUACGCGGCAGCAUUCUGCUUGCAUUUUUUGCUUUGGUUUUCGUGUGCCGUGUCCGGAGAGGAGGAUCGUCAGUUCAGCGUUGAGGGAUGGCUACAGAGGUAUGGCUACCUUCCCCGCACAGAACCAGGAAUGUCUGUCCUGCGCUCGGCCCACACCAUGCACUCAGCCAUUGCUGCCAUGCAACGUGUCUAUGGUCUCAAUGUCACAGGGACACUGGAUGAGAAAACCAAGGAUGAUAUCACGCUGAGUUGGAUGCAGAAACCUCGCUGUGGAGUUCCGGACAAAUUUAAAAGUGCUUCGAGGUCACGGAAGCGGAGAUACGCGCUGACAGGACAGAAGUGGCAGCGUACACACAUCACCUACAGCAUAAAAAAUGUCACGCCAAAGGUGGGUGCCCGGGAGACUCACGAUGCCAUCCGGCGGGCAUUUGACGUGUGGCAGGGUGUGACUCCCCUACGCUUUGAGGCUGUUCCAUACAGCGCCCUGGAAACUGGCAGGCGUGAUGUGGACAUCACCAUCAUCUUCGCCUCGGGUUUUCACGGCGACAGCUCACCCUUCGACGGGGAGGGGGGAUUCCUUGCCCACGCCUAUUUCCCGGGCCCAGGCAUAGGAGGGGACACACACUUUGACUCAGAUGAGCCCUGGACCCUGGGGAACCCCAACCAUGAUGGUAACGACCUGUUCUUGGUUGCGGUGCAUGAGCUGGGCCACGCCCUUGGUCUGGAACACUCCAAUGACCCCACGGCUAUCAUGGCUCCUUUCUACCAGUACAUGGACACAGAGAACUUCAAACUACCUCACGAUGACCUACAGGGCAUCCAGAAAAUCUAUGGUCCACCAGACAGAGCACCGCAGCCUACCAGGCCCCCACCCACGGCUCCUCCUCCUCGCUUUCACCCUCCCUCAGACCCCCGUAAGCAUGACCGCCAUGCCAGACCCCAUCGCCCUCCACAGGGGGCCAAGCCCUCCAAUCCCAACUCCAAACCCAACAUCUGUGAUGGAGGUUUCAACACCCUGGCCAUCCUCCGGCAGGAGCUUUUUGUGUUCAAGGACCAGUGGUUUUGGAGGGUACGGGACAACUCAGUUGUUCCUGGUUACCCCAUGCAGAUCAACUAUUUCUGGAAAGGCUUGCCUCCCAAAAUUGAUGCCGUGUAUGAAAAUAGCGAAGGGAAGUUUGUCUUUUUCAAAGGAAACCGUUUCUGGGUCUUCAAGGACACAACUCUCCAGCCUUCGUACCCUCAGGACAUCUCUCUGUUCGGGAGUGGCAUGCCCACUCAGAGCAUCGAGACAGCUGUCUGGUGGGAGGAUGUCGCCAAAACCUACUUCUUCAAAGGAGACAGAUACUGGAGGUACAAUGAGGACAUGAGGACAAUGGAUCCAGGUUAUCCCAAACCCAUCACCAUCUGGAAGGGCAUCCCUGACUCUCCACAGGGAGCUUUCGUAGAUAAGGCCAACGGCUUUACCUACUUUUACAAGGAAAAGGAGUACUGGAAGUUCAACAACCAGCUGCUUCGUGUGGAGCCUGGCUACCCGAGGUCCAUCCUGAGGGACUUCAUGGGCUGUGACGGUCUACCUGCCGACCCCGACUGGGACUGGAGCCCCCCAGUGGCGGAGGAACGCCACUACGACAAUGGCGAUGUGGACGUCGUCAUUAAACUGGACAGCGCGGGGGGUACAGAGAAAGCAGUGGCCAUCGCUAUCCCCUGUGUCCUGGCGCUGUGCAUGAUGGUCCUCCUUUACACUGUUUUCCAGUUCAGGAGGAAGAGCACACAGCGCCACAUACUGUACUGCAAGCGCUCCAUGCAGGAGUGGGUCUGAGGGACUGUUAUUGCGCUGUAUAGAGAGGGGUGUGAAGCUCUGAUAAAGGUCUAGUUAUUACUUGAAGCCCUAAGUACAGUUAUUAAAAGCACUGUAAAGGGUACAGUACAUAAGGAUUGCCAUGUUGGCAGAUUUGAAAACUGCUUGAGCUUGUAAUGUGCAAGCUGCAAGGAAGCGAAACGAUCAGCAGAAUUCAACUGAAGACAGUGAGGGAGCAACAUCUCCUAUGUCCAACUAAUAUGUAUGUAUCUGCUUUGACUUUUUUCUCUUGGAAUGAACUCAAUUAAGUGAGACAGAGUUAAGCUACUGUAAGUGGGACCUUUGUCUAUCCUCGUCUCUGCACGCCGCUUAAAAUGCCCCUAGCACUAACUUCAGUGGACAAAUUAGAUAUAGGCUUCUACUUUACUUUAAUUUCUUAAUUAAAUCGCCCUGAGCUGUGCUUUUUUUUAAAUUUAGGGUCCCUGUAAAAGAUUAUUCAUUGUGUGGAGGACUGAAACACAAACCAAAUAUGACCUUUUCUUCCAAAGAGGAUUACUGCUCGGUGUUGUUUUUGCUGGGAUAUUUUUCCUCCAUGGAUCGAACAUUGUGACAUCAUACUCAGAUUUUCUUUUGCCAUUGGUAUUCACAUCCACUCGUCUGCUCUGUAAUCUGUGGGGAUAGUAAGAGCUAGGAAUUCAAGACUGUGGUGGCAGUCUAUCUCCAAAAUAGGGGCCAAAAACCUCUCUGCAAUAUUUAUGAGACUGCCUUAAUCACAGAUUGCUUAAACUCCCUUCUCUUUCUCUCUGUUUCUCUGGUCUGAAGGCUUGAUACUGAGUGACACAGUAGGAAUACGAACAGUGUAUGAAGGCAUUAAUUACUGUCCAUGAUGCAAUUUCAAAAAGUAGUUAAGGACAGUUUGAUCCACAGUGGGUUCAUUGCACUUGAAAAUGUGCUAAGCUGUGCUAAAUACCUGACGGCAAGUAGGCUAUAUCACUUUUAUGUACUGCCUCAUGAGGCAGAAAGGGAAGGUUAGUUGUGUAUGUGUGUGUGUGUGUGUGUGUGUGUUGUGUGUGUGUGUGUGUGUGUGUGUGUGUGUGUGUGUGUAUGUGUGUGUGUGUGUGUGUGUAUUUGUGUGUGUGUGUGUGAAAGAGACAGUAAUUACCCACACUAUAUAUGUACUGUGCUGUGAACAUCUUUUUCCCUUUUUUUCCCCUGCCAAGUUUGGACACUAAUACUCCAGACAGUGUCAGUCCAUACAUCUGAAACAGCCAUAUUUUGUUUUAUUUUUACUUUUAUUUUAUUUUAUCUUUUAUACAAGGUUUGUAAGUUUACAUAAUAUUUCACACAGUACAGGACGCAGAUAAGAAGGGGAAAAAAGAGAAAGGUGGAGAAAAAAACUACAUCUACCCAUUUUUUAAAAUGAGACACAUACAGUAUUUCUCUUUUUUUUUCUAGUCAUCACUGUAUCUCUAGUUACCACAGGCACAUCAACCUUGUAUCAGUCGCCAGUGCUUUUUGCCCAGAUUGCUCCAUCUUCUACUUUUUUUCUGUUUUUGAGGAAAUGCAAAUUGAUUCCAUUGUUGUAAAGAAGAAAGCAAGUUUCACACAAUAACAGGAAUUAAUAUGCAACAGUAAAAAAAAAAAAAAAAAAAAAAAAAAAUCUGGAUGUCAGCUGCUUUUGCCUGUGUGUUCAAUAAUGGAACCAGGUUGUUUAAUGCACUGUUAUUGUAAUGAUCCAUUAUCCAUAAACUAUACGUAUGUUAUAUUAACAAAUUACUAAUAAAUGUAUAUAGAACUGCUCUAACAUUGUGGGAAUUAACAGGCAAAUCAGAAGACCAAAACCAGCUAAAUUAAGUCUGAUGUCACAUAUAUAUCAUGAUCUGAGAUAUUACAUAAUAUGUAUGACAUCAUGCAUAAACCAUAAUAUGUUUCAAAUAGUUUAAUCAGAUAAAUAUGAGUAACAAUUAAAUGAUAUAAAGCAUACUCUCUCUGAGACGGAGCUAAACUGAGCAGGAGUUUUUUCUGUCCCUAAUGUAUUAUAAAUGCAAUACACAGCCUGGAUCCUGAUGAAAUAGAUUGUCUCGCAAUUGCCUUUGAUUGCUGCCAUACAUGUAACAAUGUGGUGUAGAGUUUGCCAGAUGACCUGUCUGUGAGAAUUCAUAAUGUGAUUUUUGUUUUUUAAAUAUUCGUGCUCCUUGAUUUUGUUACUCUUUUACUUGAAACGAUCAUCAACAUCAAAUGUACAGGAUAUCUGACAUAAUCUUCCGUUGAUAUCAAGGCAAGGCCAUUUUCUAACAGAAGGAAGUAGAGAUUUCAAAAUGUACUUAUCUGUGAAUUAUCUAAAGGAGGUUAAGUGGGUUGGGCCAUGAUUGAUGAGUUGAACCUUGAUUAGAUGUGGUUUUAUUUUGUCAUUAUCUGAAAACCUACAAAAAGGCAGUGCAUGCCGUUGUUAAACUAAGAUGUCAUUCUUUCAGAGUUGAUGAACAUUGAUUAUUUGGACGCUCUGUUAAGUCUUUCCCAUCAUGUUUAAAUUAAGUGGUCAGCAUUACAGGUUUCUGUUGGAUGCACUGACAGAUCCAAACUUUCAUGUUUUAUAAACCAUUUGGAAUCACUAACUUCCAGUCUCUGCUACCCAAUCCAUUUUCAGGCAGGAGUCAAUGUUUAGUACACAUUUUAAAUAAAAGAAAACAUCUUUGCUUUCUGAAAGCACUGCUGAAUUGAGGCACAUAUCAGCCCACAUUGAUCCAAGACCACUGUAAUUUAAGGUGGAGGCAAAAACCUUUGGCUCAGUGUUGUGUGUGAUGUCUUAUCAGUUUGUGUGUUUGUGGUAAGGGUCUGAUGGCUCCAGCGAGUGUGAAUUAAAGAUGGCCAGUGAGGCGAGUCGGUACUAUAUUUAUUGCUAUAUUUAUUCCUCUUUGCUCAGCACCUCAAAUCUUGCAUUGCAUUGUACUGAGAGAGAGAAGCUGUCAAUAAAGUGGGUUUGAAAUGCAAUGUUUUUUUUUCCUAGUCACUACCAAGUAAUUCUCCUCCGUCUGUUCCUGCUCGACAACAAACAAUUCAUCUGGUGUGAAUGUUUUUCUAUCUUUGAGAGGGAAAUCACAAGCUUGAAAGGGUUACAUAUUUACACUGGUGACAGUGACACUUAAAUCACUUGAAAUCCCUGACAUUUUUGAUGUGGGCUGAGUGUAAGCAGGAAGUCUCAAUGCUCUGACCUGUCCCUAUUUAUCUCCAGACUCUUCAGUCGUUUUCUUGUCUGCCUUGACACCCACUGCUAAGCAUCAUUUAUUAAAGGAGGUAGAUGAGGCCGAUUAGACAGCAGUCGUUACACCAGAGAGGCAAGGGUGCGGAAGAGACGAGGACUGCAAUCAUUGCAGUCGAGAUCUUAUACACAUGCAGUAUAUACUCUAAGGCAUAGUGUAUGAGAAGUAAUAAUAUGUACAUAAAGACAGAGUGUAUACUGUCUGCUUGGGAGAAUUUUGUUUUUAAUCCCUCCAUUCAAUGGAUAAAGAAAACGCUGUGUGUUGUAAAUAAAACA